Suillus plorans is the source of this 1159-nucleotide messenger RNA. Its product is annotated as RmlC-like cupin domain-containing protein. The annotation marks the transcript as partial. Lineage: Eukaryota; Fungi; Basidiomycota; Agaricomycetes; Boletales; Suillaceae. The transcript is spliced from 12 exons. The record is from RefSeq and is a predicted model, not a curated record.
AUUUGUCCCCUGUAAGAGCAAGUGACAUUAUUCAGCCGUCCGACAUGGUGAGGACAUUCUCCCCGCAAUGGUGAAGAAUGAAAUUGUUUCUAAGCUGAGCGCUAUCGCUGAUCGAGCUCCUUUACCAAGCGAGCGAGCGACGGGUAUAUAAAUUCGUCUCACACGUCGUCUCUUCUAUCCGAGAUUCAGAAUCCACCGUUUGCCCACCAUUGUUAAUCUCACCAGCUUAUUCUUCCUGUCUCUUAUCCCGGUUCUUAAGCUUGAGUCACCUGAAAUGGCCUUGAACAUGAUAUCUAGGAAUGUUGUGAAGAAGGUGCUGGCUGUUGAGACACCUGAGGGUGCUGGAGCACUCGUACGACGGUCCAUCGGAAGCGCGAGCUUGCGCAAUUUGACGCCUUUCUUGUUGCUGGAUCACUUCCAUGUGUCCGAGGGUGCCGGAUUCCCCGACCACCCCCAUCGUGGUCAGGCAACCGUAACGUACAUGCUCGAAGGAUCAAGUCGCCAUGAGGAUUCCGCAGGACAUUCUGGGACCAUCAAAACCGGCGGUGUCCAAUGGAUGUCUGCCGGAAAGGGGAUCAUUCACGCGGAGAUGCCCGUGCAUGGAAAGAACGUGCCCGAGCCCCGAGGAAUGCAGCUUUGGGUAGACCUACCAAAGGACGAACCGACCUAUCAAGAACUGGACCCUGAGGACAUUCCAGUAGCGUACCCUGAAGGCAAAGACGGCAAUAUCAGCAUCAAAGUCAUCAGUGGGAAGAGCCAUGGCGUUGAGUCACCUGUGCGACCACUUGGCGGGUGCUGGUACUUCCACGUGUUGAUGAAGAACGGCGCAACCAUGUUCCAAGAGAUUCCUACCGGUUGGACAGCAUUCGUCUAUAUUUUGAAGGGUGCAGUGAGCGUCGGUGAAAGCGGUCCUGUUAAUGAUGCUUUCCACACUCUCGUUCUUUCUCAUGCGGACGGUGAGACUGGUGUGCGACUAACAGCUGCAACCGACGACACUUCGUUUGUCCUGGUCGCCGGGGAGCCUCUCGAUCAGACUGUUUUCCAGUAUGGUCCUUUUGUCAUGACGAAUCAGGAGGAAAUACAGAGGACAUUGAUGGACUACCGAACGGGUCGUAACGGAUUCGAGAAAGCGCAUACGUGGAAGAGUAAGAUUGGAAAU